Messenger RNA from Drosophila ficusphila, 208 nucleotides. It is a transcript of the gene Mst57Db, whose product is annotated as accessory gland-specific peptide 57Db. The coding region runs from base 22 to 147 and encodes 41 amino acids. The record is from RefSeq and is a predicted model, not a curated record. NCBI's taxonomy places the organism in Eukaryota, Metazoa, Arthropoda, Insecta, Diptera, Drosophilidae. The transcript has a single exon.
UUCAGAUCUCCUCUGGUAGACAUGAAGUUCCUUACUGGCUUUCUUGUUGUGUUGGCAGCUGUGGCUUUGGCCAAGGCAGAGGGUCCAAAUACCAACGAUAACAAGAAUGUUAUUCACAUCAACCCAGGAGGUCCAGCCCAAUUAUAAGCUUGGCCUUUAAAACUUCAAAGAACCCAUGUAGCUUUCAAUAAACGAAUAACAGAACUAA